AUGAGCGAUACAGAGAUGAAGGUGGACCCCGUAAGAGCUCAGGCUCUUGUCUCGCAGCUGCAAGAAGUCAGCCAGCGCAUAACCGCUGUUGCCAAGGGCCGACCGGUCCGGCUUGUGGCCGUGUCCAAGCUCAAGCCGGUGAAUGACAUUCUGGCACUGCACCAGGAGCCCACCAAACAGUCUCACUUUGGCGAGAAUUAUGCGCAGGAGCUGGGCCAGAAGGCGCAGCUGUUGCCGAAGUCUAUCCAGUGGCAUUUCAUUGGUGGUUUGCAAUCCUCACACUGCAAGACCAUCGCCAAGAUCCCCAAUCUCUGGUGUGUGUCCAGUGUUGACACGCUGAAGAAGGCGCAGCUGCUGAACAAGACCCGCGGCGACCUCAUCGCCGCUGAGCCUGCCGUGCAGAAGCUCAACAUCCACGUGCAGGUGAACACAUCCGGCGAGGAGUCCAAGUCCGGCUGCGCGCCCGGCGCCGACACGGUGGCGCUGUGCCGCGCCAUCGCAGACGACUGCCCGCACCUGCAGCUGCUGGGGCUGAUGACCAUCGGCGCCAUCGCGCGGAGCGUUGCCACGACGCCGGAGAAUGAGAACGAGGACUUUGUGCUAUUGCGCGAGCAGCGGGAUCUCGUGGCCAAGGAGCUCGGGUUGGAGGAGAGCAAGCUGGAGCUGAGUAUGGGUAUGAGUGAGGACUUUGAGGGCGCUAUCACGAUGGGGAGUCACGAGGUGCGUGUAGGUAGUACGAUAUUUGGACAGAGGCCGGCGAAGGCAGAUGCAAAGAUAGUUGCAUAA
Phaeoacremonium minimum UCRPA7 is the source of this 786-nucleotide messenger RNA. Its product is annotated as putative family pyridoxal phosphate enzyme protein. The record is from RefSeq and is a predicted model, not a curated record. Gene Ontology annotation, molecular function: pyridoxal phosphate binding. Lineage: Eukaryota; Fungi; Ascomycota; Sordariomycetes; Togniniales; Togniniaceae. The transcript has 3 exons. The coding region runs from base 1 to 786 and encodes 261 amino acids. Gene Ontology annotation, cellular component: intracellular anatomical structure.